Molecule: messenger RNA, 2023 nt
Organism: Nicotiana tabacum (common tobacco)
Lineage: Eukaryota; Viridiplantae; Streptophyta; Magnoliopsida; Solanales; Solanaceae
Product: protein NRT1/ PTR FAMILY 6.2
Biological process (GO): transmembrane transport; oligopeptide transport
Cellular component (GO): membrane
Molecular function (GO): transmembrane transporter activity
Source: RefSeq, a predicted model, not a curated record
AAUUUGUAAGCGGAAAAUCAAGAGUGUGAAAAUAAAGAGUUUCAAUAACUUUAUAUCUCUGGGGUCUUUUCUUUUCGACUGUUGACACUAAUUAGUCGGGAAAGAAAUGAUGAGUUGGACUGUCUCAGAUGCUGUGGACUACAAGGGGUCCCCAGCUGAUAAGUCUAAAACUGGUGGUUGGGUACCUGCUGCUCUUAUCUUAGGGAUUGAAAUUGUUGAAAGGUUGUCGACAAUGGGAAUAGCAGUAAAUCUGGUGACAUACUUAGGUGGAACUAUGCAUUUGCCUAGUUCAACUUCAGCCAAUAUUGUAACAGAUUUCAUGGGCACAUCAUUCCUCCUCUGCCUCCUCGGCGGCUUUCUUGCUGACUCUUUCCUUGGCAGAUACAAAACCAUUGCAAUCUUUGCUCUUAUACAGACACUGGGAACUGGGAUGUUAACACUGGCCGUUAGCCUACCGCAGCUGCGGCCACCUCCUUGCCAUCGUCAUGAUGUCAGUUGUCAACCAGCAAAAGGUUCUCAAAUGGGAAUCCUAUACAUGGCCUUGUAUCUCAUAGCAUUAGGUACUGGUGGCUUAAAAUCAAGUGUCUCGGGAUUUGGAACAGACCAGUUCGAUGAGAAAGACGACAAGGAAAAGGCGCAAAUGGCGUAUUUCUUCAACAGAUUCUUCUUCUUCAUCAGCAUAGGGACUUUGACAGCAGUAACCGUGCUUGUUUACAUCCAAGAUGAAGUCGGACGGAGCUGGGCUUAUGGUGUUUGCUCUGUAUCCAUGCUCAUUGCCAUCCUAAUCUUCCUUCUAGGUACUAAAAAGUACCGAUACAAGAAAAGCUCGGGAAGUCCUAUAGUACACAUUUUUCAAGUCAUUUUUGCUGCUAUAAGGAAAAGGAAAAUGGAUCUUCCAUAUGAUGUUGGCAUGCUCUAUGAGACUACUAAUUCAGAGGCUACAAGAAUCCAACACACACAAGAAUUUAGAGUACUGGACAAGGCUGCAAUUGUAGCUGAGGGAGAUUUUGAGGACCAAUAUGGAUCAUGCUCUGAUCCAAAUCCAUGGAAGCUUAGCACAGUGACAAGAGUUGAGGAAGUGAAAAUGAUGGCAAGGCUGCUCCCAAUUUGGGCCACCACUAUAAUUUUCUGGACCACCUACGCACAAAUGAUUACAUUUUCUGUUGAACAAGCUUCCACCAUGGAAAGAUCAAUUGGCAAUUUCCAAAUUCCAGCAGGGUCUCUCACUGUCUUCUUUGUUGCGGCCAUCUUGAUCACCUUGGCUGUUUAUGACCGAAUUAUUAUGCCACUUUGGAAGAAAUGGAAGGGAAAACCAGGUUUUAGCAGCCUACAAAGAAUUUCCAUUGGGCUUGUAUUUUCCAUAAUAGGAAUGGCAGCAGCUGCCUUAGCGGAGAAGAAAAGAUUGACAGUUGCAAAAUCCAUGGGGCGCCACAACUCUUCAACUAAUUUGCCAAUUAGUGUAUUCUUCUUGAUCCCACAAUUCUUCUUGGUAGGAGCAGGGGAAGCCUUCAUAUACACUGGCCAACUCGAUUUCUUCAUAACACAAUCGCCCAAAGGGAUGAAGACUAUGAGCACUGGCCUUUUCUUGACAACCCUUUCGCUUGGUUUCUUCAUUAGCAGCUUCUUAGUAUCGGUUAUCAAGAAGGUGACCGGAGGCAAUGGUACUGAUGAAGGCUGGCUUGCAGACAACAUAAACAAUGGAAGGCUAGACUUGUUCUACUGGCUUCUUGCUGUGUUGGGAGUUAUAAACAUUGUGAUUUACCUAAUUUGCGCAACAUGGUACAAGCCAAGGAAGCCUAAGUCAGCCAUACAGAUGGAGAAUCCGCACACUAAAAAUGCAGCUGAAGAGAAGUGCUAGGAUUUAUGCUGUUCAAGUUGCCCUUUUCUUAAUUUUAUUAGCCAAUAUACAGUGAAAGAGCUGUUGUUUCAGUUUAGUUUCUGUUCUCUAUAUAUCGUGUUUGGAUCAGUAAAUUGGUUUUCGGUUUUGCAGUAUCCUAAUAAUCUUAUUUCUAUCUUGAUAAAA